CAAUGAGACAACUUAUCCCAUCGAUCCUUUUACUUCCAUAUCAUCCAGAUUACUUUCGAAGCAGGUUGAUGGUUCUGAUCUUUUACUACAGAUUCUGGAAUUUCAUAUAACCUCUAUCUAAUCUUCUGAUCAACACCCUUAUUCAAGAAGUGUAGGCCUCCGAAAGGAACCCUUAACGUUGAGAAUAUCUACUUCUUGAUACUCCCAAAAUACGUUCGAAAAAACAACAAAAUGACAGCAUCCAACCUAGCAACAUGUAGAGUCCGUCUACCACCCCUCAACGAAAAGAAAAACGAGGAUCCCAAUCUCAAUCUCAAUUCCCUAUCCGACCACGAGCUCCACACAAAAUGGGCAAACGCAAUUCAAAAACUAUUCUCCCCAGAUGCAAAUCCAGAUACCAAGUCAUCACCUCAUACCCAAAUCCGCUAUUUCGAUAUCCUCCUCCACAAAGACGGAUCCGCAGAAAACCUAAUCAAAAACCAACAAACCUCCCAGAAGUCUAAACCAGAAACACAGCCGUAUCGAUAUCCACCACGUUAUCAACUUCCAGAUGCCAUUUCAGCCCGACUAACUACAAACGAGGAGAAAAUUUCCCGCGCGGAGUGUUUCGCUCUGGGUAGUAUUUUGUAUGAGAUUUCUUCGGGCCAUCCACUUUUUCAUGAUGUAGAUGAGGCAGGUGAGAGUGGAAACAGUGGGUUCGGGAGCGGAAUCCAGGAUCGCAUUCUUAUUGGGAAAUUUCCUGAGGAUCUUUGGGAUUCAUCUCUUCUAUCUAGGAUUUUGGUAUGUUGGUGCCCGGAAUUUUUAAAGGAAAUGGUGAGUUUGAGUGAGAAAGAGAAAGGAAAUGAGAAAGGUAAUGAGAAAGAAAAUGAGGGAGGAAAUGAGAAUAGGAAUGAAGAGGACACAGGUUCGUAGUUUACGUCUAUCAAUCCCAUUGAGUUAUUCAUCAACCCCAUACUACCCUCCCUCUAUUCCCUCUCCCUCCCCCUCAAGAAUCCUCACAUUCUCUCCUCAAAACCAAACAUCUAACCACCCCCCCCAACCAGGCAUAACAAACUACAUCAAAACCCACCCCUACCGCUUCACAUUCCAAGUAGUAGGAGGCCUCCUAACCGCCGCUUCUAUCGCCGCGGUCCCAGUUCUCGGCGCAAUUGGUUUUUCCGCUGCAGGACCAGUUGCCGGCUCCGCAGCUGCGGCAUGGCAAUCGGGUGUAGGUCUUGUGGAGGCAGGAAGCAUUUUUGCCUGGUGUCAGAGUGUGGCUAUGGGUGGUGCGGCUGUGAGUGGAAUUAUUGGGGCGGGGGUGGGUGGUGCGGGGCUUUGGCUGGGGCGACGGGCUUAGGGGUUUUGGAUGGGGUGAGGGUUAAUGGGGUGGUAUUGAGGGAGAGGUUUUUGAGGGCUUGGGGGAGGGAGGUGAGGGGUGAGUAGGGUAUGGGAUGUGUGAUUUAUAAUUUAUGAUGUAGAACGGCUAUGGGUGAAAUAGGCGAACGGAAGGAGGGGAUGGGGUUAAUCCAUCAAAUCUUAGACUUAAGAUAUCGAUAAGGUUAAUGGUUAUUUUAAUGAGUUUAUAUUGAGAUGGUAAUCUACCUUAAUAAGAUUACAAAGUGUAUAGAGCAAAUAAAUAA
Molecule: messenger RNA, 1619 nt
Organism: Sclerotinia trifoliorum
Lineage: Eukaryota; Fungi; Ascomycota; Leotiomycetes; Helotiales; Sclerotiniaceae
Source: the annotation of a GenBank genome assembly